AUGUUAAAGAUGAGAUUAUUAUUAACUUGGGUGCUACUAGUGCUACCAUUGGUCAAUGCUUUAAAGUGUGCCAACAAUAGAGUUUUAAGAAAGUAUCAUAUUGACAAGCAUUCUGCAAAGAAGAGUGUAGCAAGAGAUACUCCUCCAAGUAAAACUACUGAAAAAUGGUAUGUUAACCCUUGUGAAGAACAUCCUGCUGAUGAUAUUUAUGAUGGUUGCGAUAAAUCUGAUGAUAUUUGUGGUAUCGUAAUGGUCGACCUACCUGUAUUCAAUAAAGACCCUUUUGUAAUUAAAAGAAUUGAAGCUACCGAUAUGGCUAGUUUCACAGCUACUGAAGAAAGCAAUGCAUUGGUUUUAAGAUAUACUGGUAUCAGUUGGGGACAAAACAUGGUCGCUGCAAAUAUUAGAUACUUCUGUGACAAAAAUUCAAAUGAAGAUGAAAUUACUUCAAGUAUUUGGGCUAACAAUGACAUUUCCAUCAUUAUUAAAGGUCCUUCUGGUUGUAAAAAGGAUAGCAGCGAACUUGAGGAUGGUGAUGUUGAAGAAUCUAGUGGUUUAUCAUGGUUCACUUGGUUAUUUAUUUAUGCUAUCUUUUUCACUGUUGUAUAUUUAGUCGUUACCUCAUACACCCAAACAAGAGGUGGAAGUAUCGAUGACUUCCGUCAUGACUUUGUUGAACGUGCAAAACAAUUCUUCACUUCUUUACCUGCAUUCGUUAGAGAAGUUGUAUCAAAAGUUUUAGGUAGUGCUCCUAAUGCCGCUGAAAGAGGAGGUUACAGUGCUGUUUAA
Vanderwaltozyma polyspora DSM 70294 is the source of this 789-nucleotide messenger RNA. RefSeq names its product Atg27p (gene ATG27). Lineage: Eukaryota; Fungi; Ascomycota; Saccharomycetes; Saccharomycetales; Saccharomycetaceae. The record is from RefSeq and is a predicted model, not a curated record. Bases 1 to 789 code for a protein of 262 amino acids. The transcript has a single exon.